CGCCCCAGUCUCGCAACCCUCAUUCCCGAGCCUCGCCCGCCGCGGCCGCACCUGGUCCGAGUCCUCGUUCUCGCUGCUGUAGCAGCACCCCAUGGCCGGGGUCGGGCCGGGCGCUCAGGCCGAGCCGAGGAGGGACGGCGUCCGUCGGGAGCCCUUCCGGUCACAUGACCCGUGGCUACAGCCAGCAGGCAGCCACCCUCCUCCUCGCCUAUCCCUUCCCAGAGCCGCGCCGCGGCCGCCGCCACCCCGGCUUCCGGCCCCGCCUCCACCGCGUGAUCAUCGCCAACCAAUGGGAAGGCUCGCUUCGCUUGACAAGACUCGAGGCACAUGAUGCGAGAAAGGGAGGGGCGGAUCACAUGACUUCAGCCUCUGCCCAGUUUCAGAGAUCGAGGCUUCGUCCACCGGCUCUGGGGGCUCUUCUCUGCGGCCGGCCCUCGUGCUAUGUGGUUGCGUGGCUGCCAAGCUACCUCUCUGGGCCAGUGAGUGAACUUUUACCAAAAGCUAUUAUGAUUUGGUCUCCUAAAUGCCAUGCGAGGGGCGAUUGGAAUUGACGCCCUACGCUUCUAGAGCACACAAGUCUCUGUGUACAUUGGAUCCAGAUGCCUAGCGUCCAGUUGGGGGACACAUAGAGUGUGGCACCCAAUGGAGUUCUCACCCUGGACUAAGGAUCGACAACUUACUGGAAGAAGAGCCCUUACUCCUACACAAACCAAGGCAGAGCAGAGCUCAAACCUGGAAGAGGUAGAGGCCACCUCACGGUCUUUGCCCUUAGGCACGUCUCUUCAAUCUUGCUUGGUUUUCUUAAGCAACCAUAGUAAUCUAACACACAAUGCUCUUUUCUUAGAACCAUCCUAUAUUUUCCCUUGGACGCUGAACACAGGUCCACGUCUGUCAUUCAAGAUCUUGCAGAGUCUCUUACCUGCCUCCCAUGCCAGCAUCUGAGUCACGGGGGCUGGUGGUGGUGCAGGAAUCGGAGUAAUGCCUCGCCAGCCAGCCGUAAGAAAGAAAAUAUUUGCAGUUUCCUGACAGACCCUCUGGACUUUCCACACGUGGCCUUGUACACUGUCUCCCUACUAGGUGUCUCUUCUGUCUUCAAGCCUCACUACAAACAGUAACCUCCUGAUUGCCAUCUCCAAUCCCAUUAUUUGGGCAUCCUCAGCUCCCUGUGCUUAAUCCCUAUCCCAUACGGAUUUCUUCAUUUAUUGAAUCAAGUAAUUAUCUGUAAUGUGCCACACAAUGUUCUGUCUAGAUAUACAGAGGUUCACAAAAAAGCCUAAAGUGUAUCAAUGGAGUACUGGAUUAUGUUUUAUUCUCCUUUUCUGGAUCAGUCUCUUCCUCCAAACUUGGGAGUUCCUGGAGGAAAGGAACAAGAUCUGAACCCUCUCUGCUACCCACACCCUGGCAUUUGCUUAGACAAAAUGUCAAUUGAAUUUUGAAUUGAGUAAAUUACAGACUCCCAUUACCUUGGGUCACACCAUGUCCCCUGUCCUGGGAGGGGACAUACAAGGAGUUAGAGGAGAGGUCACUGAACCCAGUAGCUCUUAAUACCCCUCAGAUCAAAACCCUGAAAUUCUGUAAAUUCUUACAUGGCUUGAGAAGGGUAAGAGUCAAACCCACCUUGUUCCUGCAGUAACUUGAACUGCAGGUCUCAGGUGACAGCAGCAGCUUCUGCAUCAAUAAUUGAGAGCAGGUCCAGCCUGCCUCAGGGUUCUCUAGCCCCAAGGACUCCCCCUCCUGUCCUAUGCUCUGAUCUUCCCCCAGCCGGAGCCUCCAGCCCAGAGCCCUGGUGGGGACCAUGUCCCCCGCCAUCGCACUGGCCUUCCUGCCACUGGUGGUGACAUUGCUGGUGCGGUACCGGCACUACUUCCGACUGCUGGUGCGCAUGGUCUUGCUGCGGAGCCUCCGAGACUGCCUGUCAGGGCUACGGGCUGAGGAGCGGGCCUUCAGCUAUGUGCUCACCCACGCCCUGCCUGGGGACCCCAGUCAUAUCCUCACCACCCUGGACCACUGGAGCAGCCACUGCGAGUACCUGGGCCACAUGGGGCCUGUCAAAGGUCAGAUCCUGACGCGACUGGUGGAGGAGAAGACCCCUGCGUGCGUGCUGGAGCUGGGCACCCACUUCGGGUAUUCCACACUGCUUCUUGCCCGUGCUCUGCCCCCUGGGGGCCGCCUUCUCACCGUGGAAUGGGACCCACGCAUGGCAGCAGUGGCUGAAAAACUCAUCCGCCUGGCUGGCUUUGACGAGCGCAUGGUGGAGCUCAUUGUGAGUAGCUCAGAGGAGGUGAUCCCAUGUCUACGAACCCAGUACCAGCUGAGUCGGGCAGACUUGGUGCUCCUGGCACACCGGCCCCGAUGUUACCUGCGAGACCUGCAGCUGCUGGAGGCCCAUGCCCUGCUGCCAGCUGGUGCUACUGUGUUGGCUGACCACGUGCUCUUCCCUGGUGCACCUCGCUUCCUGCAGUAUGCCAAGAACUGUGGCCGCUACCGCUGUCGCCUCCACCACACUGGCCUCCCAGACUUCCCUGCCAUCAAGGAUGGCAUAGCCCAGCUCACCUAUGCAGGGCCUGGCUGAGGUCCAGGCCCAGGGGUACUUACUGCUGCCCCUCCACCCCCAUCCAAACAAGGACCUCAGGACAUCUCCUCCCCUCUCUGCUUGUGGCCUGACACAUGCUGGGCUCAGGGAUGGGGAGGCUGUCCUCCCACCUUUGCCCUACUCCAGUUCCACACUGACGAGGCGUCAAGUUAGGUCAGACUGCUUGGUCUCACUGGCCCCUACCUAUCCUUCCAGAGAGACCUAUGGAUUAACAGGCAAGAGUCCUGAGCUCCCAACCCAACUCUAUCACUGAUUUUCUGGAUGACUCCAAGGGAAUCCCUGGGCUGCUCUGAGAUUUAAUCUGCUCUCCUAAUACCAACGAAGCUGUCUGGAAGAGCUCCAGGGGCCCCCCAUCUCUGAGACUCAGAAAGCCUGCCCUCCCCAGCCCAUGCAGUUCCAGGUGGGAUCAGAGGAAACAGAGAAGCUCUGAAGGAAUGUAUGGAUACAAGCUGGGCCAGAGGAAACGGACAUGAAGCCUGGGCCCAUGGCUAGGGCCACCCUGGCCUUGCUUAGCCCUGGACCACAUGGUCAGGUAGGCUUGCCUGAAGUCCCUUGUGUGCCCUCUUCCUAAAGCUCAAGAUGCUGGAUUCCUCUGCACCCCACCAACAAAUAGGGAAUAGACACGGGGGGAAAAAAUCAGUCCUGUGUCUUUAUUCAAGAGAGUUAGAAAGAGAUUAUACCUGGCAACCAAAGGGUGAGGUACUAGGCAGAAAGGUGGGUUGGGCUCAGGCCCUGGGGAAUCACGGGCAAACUGAUGGCCUGGGAGGAGCCAAGGAGACCAGUUCCUGGCAGCAGCUGAAGAGAUACCCAAGGGUGAGCUUUCAGGCACUGGGGCAAUCAGCUGGUUCUGCAGAGGAUGCAGGGUAAGUUGGGCUGGCCUGGAAUUUACCUGAGGCCACCCUGCCUUGUCUACCUAGAUCAUCCACUGGUCCUGAUCCUGUUCGUUGCCUUCCAUGUCCACCUGGAGAGAAGGCUGGGUGUGGGUGGGGAGGGGCCUCAGCCACCCAGCCAGCCCCAGUCCCAGAUCUUGCCCGUCUGGCACCAGAGUCUCUGUACCUCUUGGCCACCAAUUAGUUAGGUCAGGGGCAGGGGCCCUCCCCCACACCUCUACCUACCUCAUUGACCUCUCCAUCAUCUGGUGACUCAUUGUAGUCAUUCAUCUCAUCCAUGUCCUGCAUAUCCUCAUCAUCCUCUGAGUCCUCUUCACUAUCCUCGUCGUCAUCUUCAUCCUCUUCUUCUUCAUCAUCAUAGUGCUGGUGAGGCAGGGGAAAGACUAUAGGCCCUAUAAGAGUGCCUGGACCAGCUCAAGGUCCACUUGGAGCCAGUCUUUGGGGCCAGUGCAUGACCCUCCAUUCCCCAACCUUUCUCUGUUCCUUUGAGUCUAGCAGGCUGAUGCAUGUUCUAUAGGACCUUAGUGCUGGGUUCAAUGGCCACCACUCUACACCCUCUUUAUAGCCUCCAUCCAGAGCUGAACACCACAACCGCUCUGAGGUCAGAGGCAGGACCUUCAGAAGUAGAGCAGAGCUUUAGUCCACCUGGGCUCCACACAAGCCCUACCUGCUGGAACCACUCACCUCUGAGGCCGGCUUGCCAAUAGGUACCAGGUUGUUGUCUUUCUCUGCAAUACUCUGGAGCUGUAGCCAAAUCAGGUGGAGAGCAGAGUCAGAGCCUGAGCAGGACAGGUCAGGGACAUGAGACUGGCCUACUCUGCCCCUGAGAAGUCCCCUCAAGGGUGAAGCUUCCUUCCAGUUGCCAGAAAGAGCCAAUCUCUUUGUCUCUUAUCAUCUGCCACUUACUUAUAAACUCGAUCCAACUACGUCAACUCUCUUAGGAGGAAACUGUGGCCUCCUAAGAUGAUGGUGAGGGUAAAGUGAGAGACUAUCAGUCUAGAAUAAGGCACCUACUAGGACCUCAAUAAAGUCAAAAUUAUUAUUUCUUAUGUUUCAGAGGAAAGAGCCUUGGCCUCCAAUCUGGCUCAGAAGUCUCACGGGCCCACAGUAAGUCAGGGUAAUACAAAGAUGUGAAUCUAGGCCUCCUGCCUCCCAGCUUGAUUGUUCCCAGUUCAGGGCAAAAAGCUCCUCCAAGAGGCUCCACCACUGUGCUAGGUCCUUACUCACCCAGGCCUGAUGCUGUUGUUCUUGCUGCUGCAGCUCUGUCUCCUCCACACAGGGUCGAUCCAGAUUAAACCACAAUGUCUCAGUCACACGGGGGAAGAGUGAGGGAAACAAGGUGGACAUGGCUCCUAGACUGAGGUAAAGGGCCAGGUGAAUCCAGCUGUCAGAUGUGUUUGGUUUUGGGUUUUAUUUGGUUAUAGUUUGAUUUGGGGAUGGGGUGGAGUAGAAGGUAGCAGGGAAAUAGCUCUUCUCUGUGGGAAUCAAACAGACCUGGGUUUGAGUCCUGGCUCCACCACUUACUAGCUGUUUGACCUUGGCCAAGUCACUUAACCUCUAUGAGCCUCAGUUUCCUCAUCUGUAAAAUGGGGGGAAUAAUAACAAUUAUACCACCCUCA
Canis lupus familiaris (dog) is the source of this 5102-nucleotide messenger RNA. Its product is annotated as transmembrane O-methyltransferase. The transcript is spliced from 4 exons. Gene Ontology annotation, biological process: dopamine metabolic process; catecholamine catabolic process; developmental process. The record is from RefSeq and is a predicted model, not a curated record. Gene Ontology annotation, molecular function: catechol O-methyltransferase activity. NCBI's taxonomy places the organism in Eukaryota, Metazoa, Chordata, Mammalia, Carnivora, Canidae. Bases 1796 to 2572 code for a protein of 258 amino acids.